Molecule: messenger RNA, 381 nt
Organism: Nematocida ausubeli
Lineage: Eukaryota; Fungi; Microsporidia
Exons: 1
Coding region: 1-381 (126 amino acids)
Source: RefSeq, a predicted model, not a curated record
AUGGAGAGCCAAAAUUUGAUUGAAAAAAUAACCCACGGUGCAGAAGGAGCAUUCAAGUUUGUAGGUGACAGAGCCGCAGAUGCAGUGCAAAUAGUAAACGACAACAAAGGCCCAGUAAUCGAGAAGUGCGGGGAUCUUCUUAAGACCGCCCAGGGAGCAAUAGUUACUGGAGCAAAUGCUAUAAACACCUCAGUUGUACAGCCUUCAUUUGUAGCAGCACAAUUGGCAGCAAAGGACUUAGCCCAAAACGGCCCAGUCUAUAUAGAGAACGGGGCAUGGUAUGUUAGAAGCAACGUAAUCCCAAUCUUCAUUGGAGCAACUUUUGCAACAGCUAUAAUUGCAAUAAUCAUGAUCAUAAGAUCACUCAGAAAGCAAGAAUAA